Microthlaspi erraticum is the source of this 393-nucleotide messenger RNA. NCBI's taxonomy places the organism in Eukaryota, Viridiplantae, Streptophyta, Magnoliopsida, Brassicales, Brassicaceae. The record is from the annotation of a GenBank genome assembly.
AUGGCUCUCGAAUGGGUUGUGUUGGGCUACGCGGCGGCGGCUGAAGCGAUUAUGGUCAUCCUCUUGACGAUGCCGGGACUCGACGCUCUCCGCAACGGACUGGUCUCCGUCACUCGUAAUCUCCUGAAACCGUUUCUCUCGAUCAUCCCCUUCUGUCUCUUCCUGCUGAUGGAUAUCUACUGGAAGUACGAGACCCGACCUUCCUGCGACGGCGAUUCAUGUACUCCUUCCGAGCACCUCCGUCACCAGAAGUCCAUCAUGAAAUCCCAGCGCAACGCGCUCCUCAUCGCGUCUGCUCUCGUUUUCUACUGGAUUCUCUACUCCGUCACCAACCUGGUCGUCAGGAUCGAGCACCUUAACCAGCGUGUCCAGAGGCUCAAGAACAAGGAUUAA